This is a messenger RNA of Esox lucius (northern pike), 1618 nucleotides long. Its product is annotated as synaptophysin-like protein 2. Gene Ontology annotation, cellular component: synaptic vesicle; synaptic vesicle membrane. The transcript has 5 exons. NCBI's taxonomy places the organism in Eukaryota, Metazoa, Chordata, Actinopteri, Esociformes, Esocidae. The coding region runs from base 69 to 797 and encodes 242 amino acids. The record is from RefSeq and is a predicted model, not a curated record.
GUGAGGCUAUAACAGUUUCUCAUCACAACUUCAGAUAACGUCCAGCAGCUUCAGCAGAGGCCGGCAAAAUGGUCACCCAAAGCAGGAUGGAUUUUGCUCCUGUUAAAGAGCCCCUUGGCUUCAUCAAAAUCUUGGAAUGGUUGACUGCGGCUUUGGCCUUCGGGAGCUGUGGGGGAUACAGUGGGACAAAUGCUGUGACCAUUUCCUGUGGAGAAAACAGAAGUGAAACUCUGAUAGCUACAGUUAACUAUCCAUUCCGGUUAAACCAGCUGAAUAUAGUGGAGUUCAACAAGACCCUGUGUAACUAUUCAACAUCGGCAUCGUACCUAACGGGGGACUACGCCGUCCCGGCUGAGAUCUAUGUGGACGUUGGUAUCGCCUCCUUCACCUACUGCAUGGUAACACUGCUAUUCUACGUGUGUUACAUGAACGCCUAUACCAGGACCCCGAUCUGGCCCAAAACUGACUUUGUGGUGACCGUGCUCUUUGCCGUCUUCUGGCUGAUUAGCGCGUCAUUGUGGGCCAUCGCCGUGCAGCAUAUUAUAACAGCCGUGGACUCGAAUAGCGUCAACAUCAAUUUGUCGGUGUGCCGUGAAAUUGGUGUGGUUUGUGCAGUCGCAGAGUCCAAGGACAUUCGUGAUCUCAAACUCUCUGUGAACUGUGGCUUCCUUAAUGUGAUCCUAUGGAUGGUCAACAUCUUUUUCACCUAUAAAAAGACCCCAUGGCACAACCAGAGAAAGACUAUCCACUACCAGAGACUGGGGACGGAGCACAGACUGGUGCGUGACCCUAAAUGAGACACCCUUCGCCAUCUACUUAUGCUCCCAUGACAACCAUACUGUAACUAGGUUCUAGAGCCACACCUGUUUCUACAGUUUAUCUUCUUAUUGUCAAUCUUAAACCAAAUGUUCCUCUGAGAUUCUCUCGUUGCACAACCGUUUGUGUCUGUAACACACGCACCUGGAAAUUAGGGAAGAUAGUUAGAAUCUUACUGUGUCAUUUUGUUUCGCCAUUUACUUUCCCGGGCCACAGGUGGCACAGUGCUCCUAGUCACUGUCUCGCAGUGCAGCGACGUCAUUGCGACCUGGUCUUUGAUUCCCGGUUGUGGUAUACCGGCAAUGCCCUGGGUCCAGCAUACUGCAGAGUGACAAAAAUGUGCUCAGUGCCAAUGGGUGGAUGACAGAGAGGGCUGCCUUGUCCUGUUGCACUGUUGUGACUUCUUGUGAAGGGUUAGGCGGAUGUGAGCUCAAUCCUGAUAUUUUGCUGAGGAAUGUGUUCCCCUCCAGUCGAAACCUGUUGUUUAAGCCAGCAGUAUAGUGAGAUGCAGAACAGGUUGGCAAUGUGAGUUUCAGAGGUGGACAUAUUUCGAUAUUUGCUUUUUCCACAUCUGCUGUAGAGGUGUUGCAACGGUGCCAGGCCAUAAUGGUGAAUUGGACGGGAGUGAAAGGGGUUGAAAAUGGAUACAAAAAAUAACACACUUAGCUUCUAAUGACAUCAACUGUUUUUCAAGUACAAUCGUUUUUGUAUGAUUAUAUUAGUGUUUCUCUAACGACAAUUCAAGACAAUAAAUUGCCUUGAUGCCUACGAAGAAUGUGUAUUCUUGUGGAAAUAAAAAAGA